GAUCUUACGCGCGGCGCGUCUCGGUUCUCAGUGUCUCGGAGCCCACGUUCCAAUUUGUUGUCUGUUUAUGAUAGAUUUUCCCUUCACAUAAUUUUCGUCUCUCGAAUGCAUACAAGCCGUAAUAACGAAGAAUAAUCCCUACUCAACAUUAAGAUUGUCUCAAUUUUCCAUUUAUAGUGUGUGAAGUGAAGAUAACGGUUUUAAUCAAAUACUGACUACUUCUUUUGACAAAGUUUUGAUCGGGGCGUCCCCACGUGAUAUGGGUUGUCGGCCUUCUGUUGAGUCACAACGAGAACAGUCAAUGAUUUAUAAUUGUCGUAGAAUUUUAUCAACUGUCAGUUGAAUCAGUUACUACAGUUUCAAGUGAUUAGUGAAAGAUUCCUGGUAUUAGGAUUUCCACAUAGUGUCGAUCGAAAGAUUUCUUGUUACGAAAAAUCCGUCGGUACUGCAGUUAACGAUGCAGCAUCACUGCCAAAGUGAUUGUGCCUAAACUCGAAAAGGAUAGGCGGAUCUUAGAGAUUUGCCAGCAAGCAGACUAAGGAACACCUUUCAUUGUCAAGAAGUUCCAUUGUUGACAUUGGAAUGUUGUUCGGCUGGAUCAAGGGGGUACACAAAUGCUCUGGACAUAAUAAUAGGCUUGUGUGCAAAUCAUGGAGUUCUUCGGGAUAUUCCAAAUCUACUUCAAAAUAUAACAUAUUUCUGAAUCAUCGUGAAUGUUAAAACUUUUGAUAACAACAAGAUUCUUUAAAUGGAGAGACUAGCGGUACUUGGAUAUCAAAAUCUACGGUGAAAUCAUCCAUGCGACGUUUAAGUCGUCAAAGAAAACGUCGUCGAGGAGUAAGAGCGAUUGUUCGACAUUAUUUUCAAAAAUGGAGCCAAAGAGAGAAAACCACUGGCCGUUUCUAGAUUUACUGCGCCAGCUACUCAUGUUGCUAUUCAUAACACAUUGUAUUGGUCAAGAAGACUGGGAAAAUUGCCCACCAUGCAAAUGCUUAUGGUUUUCGGGUAGAAAGACAGCAGAAUGUAUGAGAAAGAAUCUCAAUCAUGUUCCCGAAUAUUUGUCAUCGGAAAUACAAAGUUUAGAUUUAACCGGAAAUCGAAUUCAAAAUUUGCACGAGGAGGCCUUCAGUAAGGUUAAUUUGGUGAAUUUGCAAAAACUAUUCAUGAGGGAGUGUGCCUUAGAGUCGAUAGACGCAAAAGCCUUUAAGGGGCUCAAAAUUGUGAUAGAGAUCGAUCUCUCGGGAAACAAAAUUAAGCAACUGUAUGCGGGAACGUUUUCGGAGACGCAGAGACUUCGAGUAUUGUUUCUUAAUCACAAUCAUCUCGAAACCCUAGAAAAUGGUCUCUUUGAUAAUUUGACUUUUCUGCAAAGAGUUGUUUUAUCCAACAAUAAAAUAAACCGGGUCGGUGAAAAAACUUUCUACAACCUGCCUGGCCUCCAAACUUUAACUCUGGAUGGAAACAAUGUAAGUUGUGUUAAGUUGAUUACUUUUGAAACGCUUCCUAAGCUGGGAAGCUUGGAGCUCCACAAUAAUCCAUGGAACUGUAACUGUCAUUUGAAAAAAUUAAGAGACUGGAUGAUUGAGGGAAAGCUUUACACAAAGCCAACAACAUGCAAACAGCCAGUGAAUCUUGCCGGGAAAAUGUGGGAUGAGGUGAGCAGCGACCAAUUUGCUUGUCAACCGAGAAUCAAGACUAUAAUUCCAAGCACGAAAAUAGUUCAAGCGGAAAAAGGAGACGAUGUGAUGCUGAAUUGUUUAGCUGUUGGAAUACCUCGACCGCAAAUUAUUUGGGUUCAUCGAACGCGGGUUUUAAACAAUUCAACGAGACGACACAGUGGCGACAGUGAAAAAGGUUACUUUCUAACAGAGAUCAACGGCUGGACCAAUUUGACUGUUCCAGACGUAACAUUAGCAGACAAGGGAGAUUACGCAUGUAUAGCCCAGAGUCCAGGAGGAUUAGCUCAAGAAAAUGUAACUGUAGUUAUCAUAGGUGAUACAUUCGAUGGAAGGGAUUCCAUUACUAGUUUGCCGCUUGCUCUAGGUAUUGGUGUAGCAGCGCUACUUUUCCUUCUGGUAGCAAUGACUCUUUGUAUUUUCUAUUGUCGCCGUAAACAACCGAUCCUGCUAGGUGAAAAAAAUCACGAUGUUGGUUCCUUGGAACAGCAUGGGCUAGGAGAACAAGAAAAGUCUUUGAUUGCUGCGAUGAAUCCAACAACGGCAGUGACAACAACAACAUUAGUGAAGCCAGUCAGACGCUAUGAUGCUCCUUCCAUUACAUCUCAUGGUACAGAAAUGACUGAACUCAAUAGAACUCUAUUGGACAACGACUCUGUUUUUGCCGAUGGCAUGGGAGGAAUUGCGAAUGGCAUUGGUGAUGAUGAAAGAGAACAGACAUCUCCCGAAUUGGAGAAUGGGAUGCUUUCCCAUAAUUCUAAUCAUUAUAUUAGCAGACAGUACCCGCCAGACUUGCUUGCUUUUUCAGGCAUUCGUGGCUGUUCUCCUACCAGUCAGGCUUCCACAGCUCCUGACAAUUCGCGUCUUCUCAAUCAGAAUCUAACAGGGCCAUUUGGGUCUCCGUCGUCACUGUAUGCGAGUAAUAUUGGCGCGGGUGGUGGAUUCAAAACUUUACCCCACAAUCGCAGUGGGACACCUUACUGUACCACCACCAAUGGUAGUUCCACAAUUCCAGUCUUGCCUCGUCAAGGCUACGUGACAAUACCUAGAAGACCACGUGCUCCCAGUUGGAGCAGCGGGCCACCAACCUCGCCUACUGAGACUGAUGAACUUGUCGAACCCGUAUAUGACAAUUUAGGCUUGCGUACUACUGCUGACGGCAGCUCAGUUAUCUCACUGAAUAAAAGUCCAGAGCCAGUGGGUGGAUGUAUGCGAAGUCGUCCUUUGCCAGGAACUCCUAAUCAAACAAUCAGCCAUUCCGUGCAGCGUGGCUCACCUAACAUUAUUAGUAGCCCAUUGGAUAGAGCAGCUCCUGAAGGUGCUGCGGAAUGGCCCGUAAAAUUGAAUGAUGAAAUGGAGAAUCACCAGCAACAGCAACAACAAUCACCACAGUCCACUGUUGGUGCUUUAGGGCGAAAGGUACCGCCAAGACCACCUCCUAAGCCGAAGAAAAAGUCAGCCAAUGGUCCCCUUUAUGAAGAUGAAGGCGAGGAUGGCACAGAAGUAUGAUAUUAUGGACGAGGGUGAAGGUCAAUCCUGCUCCUUCGUCUUAAAACAACAAACGUUCAAUAACAUUCAGUCUGCGAACCAGCAGUGCCUUGUCGAAAAGAAAAAAGAGAGAGAGAGAGGAAGGGAGAGAGAAAGAGAGAGACAGAUGAACAUUUAGUAUGAUAAGUCACACGAUUUUAAUACAUUUUUAAGAUUAUUAUCGUGCGCAGAGCUUCCAUUUACCACAAGACAAGUAAGCACACUAGGGUUAAAGGUGACCAAUAAUUAAUGGCGAUGAUGUGGUAUAAUUUAAUAAUGUACCUAGGAUUUAGAUUUCGUGGUGCAUUCUUUUAGCGCAAAGAAUUUUAAAGCAGCAGCUUGACAGAUCCUUCUCUGUACCAGUAUUGUCGAAAUAAAAAGAAUGAGAGAGAUAUAAGGAGAGAGGGGUAAAGAAAGAAUGAUAUAAAUUAUUUUUUAAUGAGAUUUAUUAUCUUGUUUCACCAUUUUUUUAACUUUUGUAUAUGUAUUUUUUACGUAAUUAAUAAUUUUUCAAAUAAAACUAAACCCAUUACAAGAUUAUUAUUAUGUAAUUAAAUUUUUAUGAUUCUUAUUUUUUGACUAUUUAAAGUAUAGCAGCCUUCAAUACAUUUACAAACACAUAAUAUAUUAUAUAUGUACUUUUGAUCAGAAUUUUCGCCUUUUUUAGUGGCGGAUUAAUCACUUUUUCAUGCUUCAAUUAUGUUUUUAAAUAGAUGACAAUUUCAGAUAUAGCUUUACAAAGAGGUUUGUUCGUAAUGCAAAUUGAUUUUAAAUAACCUAUAGAGGGAUUUCAGUCAACUAAAGGCCACGUAACGAGUACAACAGCUGAUCAAGUCAGCCCUAAGAUCAAUAUUGUGUUA
Molecule: messenger RNA, 4063 nt
Organism: Belonocnema kinseyi
Lineage: Eukaryota; Metazoa; Arthropoda; Insecta; Hymenoptera; Cynipidae
Gene: kek5
Product: amphoterin-induced protein 2
Exons: 5
Coding region: 870-3185 (771 amino acids)
Molecular function (GO): protein binding
Source: RefSeq, a predicted model, not a curated record